Xenopus laevis (African clawed frog) is the source of this 1086-nucleotide messenger RNA. It is a transcript of the gene cdpf1.L, whose product is annotated as cysteine rich, DPF motif domain containing 1 L homeolog. The record is from RefSeq and is a predicted model, not a curated record. Bases 142 to 483 code for a protein of 113 amino acids. Lineage: Eukaryota; Metazoa; Chordata; Amphibia; Anura; Pipidae. The transcript has 4 exons.
CAUUGGCUGUAAUACUGAAGCGGCAACGUCACGGGAAGAGCGCACGCGCGGAAGUACGUCAUAACUGUGCGCCAAGGGAAAGGAAUGUAAACAAAAGAGGGUUUGUUGUAGGAACAGCGCAAUCUGUCCAGUCUGAUCAAAAUGGAUUUGGAGGAAUCUCGGCCUAAAGGAGUGUUUGAGUGUGAGCUGUGCAGAUUAUCUGUCCCGUACACGUACUUUGGUCAGAGGCCCCCAAAUUCACAUUCAGUCGUACUCCUGGAGCAAUGUUUCAUUACAAAGGAUCCUUUCACUCCUGACAAAGAGAAGUUUCUGAUUCUUGGCUCUCCCUGUAGUCUCUGUGAGAAAGCUGUCUGCGUUGGCACGGAAUGCAGCCUGUUCUAUUCCAAGCGCUUCUGCCUGCCGUGUGUCCUGCAGCACAGAGACGACUUCCCUCCCGAAAUCCAGCAGGAAGUGGAUAAGAGAAAAGCCCAAAAGAAGUCGUGAGCGAGAUCAGAACCAGUGGAAUGUCAGAACUCGAGAGCUGGGAGGCAAGGGCCACCUGCAGGAAAGCACCUGAAAACUGGUAUUGGCUAACUGAAUCGAUUUUCAAUUGCAAGCUUUCUGGUUCACUUUAAUAGGUAUACAUGAAACUAUUGUACCGAAAGCUUGCACUUUAAAAUCUAUCUAGUCAGCCAAUAUUUUACUUUAAUUGAACUUCUUACCAAAAACUCUCAAUGGUCACGUGCCCCUACGUCUGGGAAAUUGCACUUAAUUCAUUUGCAUGUUCCUGACAUACAGGAGCCCCCUGCACCCCAACUCACCUGCAGUGCAGGUUUCAGCUACAACACAGAAGGCUCAGUGAUUGGUUGAGGCUUAUACCUGCUGACGACCCCUGUGUGUCUGGGGCCAUUACAGUGGGAUCUGAUUGAGAUAUUGAUCGGGUAGUUAAAUGCAAUCAGUGCAACUCAUCUGAUCAAAUAAACAGAUCUGCUAGAUUUGUCCUCCCACAGGCAGAUGUCUGGCACUAUGUCUUAUGAAUUACUGGUUUGUAAUGAAACCUGAUUUGUAUUUUUUUUUAUAAUAAAUAAAUCUGUUCUGUGUCCUAGA